Daktulosphaira vitifoliae (grape phylloxera) is the source of this 2097-nucleotide messenger RNA. Its product is annotated as nucleolar and coiled-body phosphoprotein 1-like. Gene Ontology annotation, cellular component: nucleolus; nucleoplasm. The record is from RefSeq and is a predicted model, not a curated record. The transcript is spliced from 11 exons. Bases 113 to 1846 code for a protein of 577 amino acids. Lineage: Eukaryota; Metazoa; Arthropoda; Insecta; Hemiptera; Phylloxeridae.
ACCCCACUUUUCAUACCUUUUAGUUAGCGCGUUUGAUGCUGAUAGGUGUCUGUUUACAUGUGUUUCUCUUGAUUUAAGUAUUUUCACUAAUUCUUGUUAAAAAUCUCUCAAAAUGUCUAAAGAAGUAAUAAACGCGUUAGUUUUUGAUUACCUAAAUUCUUUAGAUCAAAAUUUAGCUAAAAUGUUUCAAACUAAAACUAAAGCCACAAAACUACAAAGAGGGCAAGUUAAAUUGGAUCAAAUAGUAACUUCUCAUUUAAAAUCAUCAGGAAAGCCCAUUAAAGUACAAAAAAAUGGACCGACUGUUGACCAAAUUAUCAAGAUGAGUAAUGGAAAAGCUGAUGAUUCUUCUUCUGAAGAGAGCUCCGAAGAGGAGGAAAAAGCAAAACCCACUAAUAAACCAAAAAAGGAAGUUGAUGUAUCAAAUAAAACUAAACCUAAUUUGACUGUCCAGAAUGGCAAAAAAAAAGAUGCAAGUAGUUCAGAAGAAAGCUCUGAAGAAGAUGAUGAACCUCCAGUUAAAAAAGCAUGUCCACCUCCUAAAAAAGAAGUAGCUAAGCCUAUUACUAAAAAAGAAUCAAGCUCAGAAGAAGAAUCAAGUUCAGAGGAUGAAGCACUUCCACCUAAAAAAACGGUUUCAAAGCCUGUAACUAUGCCAGUUGCUGCUAAUAAAUCUGUAGCAGCAGAAGAAUCAUCAGAAGAUAGUUCUGAAGAAGAAAGUUCUGAAGAUGAAAAGCCUGCAAUCAAGUUACUCCCAAAACCACCAACAAAACCGAAAGCUGUAGCUAAAAAAUCUGAUUCUGAUGAAAGUUCUGAAGAAAGUUCAGAGGACGAAAAGCCAUCUGUUGUAAAAAAAAAUCCUCAACCUGUAAAAAAAAUUAAUGAAUCUAGUUCUGAAGAAGAUAGUUCGGAAGAAGAAAAUGUUCAAAAAAAAUCUCCUGCAAAAAAAGUUGAAACUGCUAAACAAAAUAAAAAAGAAUCAAGUUCUGAAGAAGAAAGUUCUGAGGAUGAAAAACCUACAGUUAAAAAGACACCUCAACCUCCAGCUAAAAAGGCUGAAGAAACUAGUUCUGAAGAAGAAAGUUCAGAAGAUGAAAGUCCAGCUACAGCCAAGCCUAAUAAAACAGUUACUAAACCAAUAGUGGCAAAAAAAUCUGCUGAUAGUGAUGAAGAAUCAAGUGAUGAAAGUGAAGAAGAAACUUCCAAUACCCAAAAUACCUCUAAGAACCAAAUCAAACCUCAACCUUUUGUAAAAGCUACAAAUGAAAAUGAUAAUGAUGAAAAUGACAAUAAAGAAGAAAACCAAGGUUUUCAAAGCGCCGAUAGAGGUUCUCGAAAUGGAUUUGGAUUCCGUGGUGGCAGAGGGGGACGUGGUGGAGGAUUUAACCGUGAUAGUGAUAAGAAUAAAGGUGGACGAAAUAGUUUUGGUAGAGGUGGUGGUGGAGGCGGCGGCUUCAAAAGAAAGUUUGAUGAUGGUGAAAAUGGAGGAGGUGGAUUUAGAAAAAGUUUUGGUAAUGAUGAUGAAAAUGGUGGCGAACGCCGUAGUUUUGGAGACAAAAGAGGUUUUGGUGGAAACAGAUUUAGUGGUGGUCGUGGUGGAUUUGGAGGUCGUGGUGGUGGAGGUCGAGGAGGAGGGUUUGGUGGACGUGGUGAUGGUGAGCGUGGUGGUAGAGGUGGAUUUGGUGGGCGUAGUGAUGGUGACCGUGGAGGUAGAGGUGGAUUUGGUGGACGUGGUAGAGGGGGUCGGGGAGGUGGUGGCGGUUUUAAUAAAGAUAGAUCUUUCAAUAAUAGUUUUGGAUCAAAUAAUUCAACACCACAGAAUAAAAAAAUUAAGUUUGAUGAUUGAAAAGGUCAUUAUGAGUGUUGGGGAAAAAAAGCAGCCCUUGACUUGCAAUAUACUAAAGGAAAAUCAUUUAGACAUGAAAAAACAAAAAAGAAGCGUGGUUCUUAUAGAGGUGGACAAAUUGAUGUUGGAGUUAAUUCAAUUAAAUUUGAUGAUUAAUACCUCAUUACUUUUAACUAUGUUACAAUUUUUUAAAUAUUACUAUUGUUGUUAUAAACAACAAGCUUAAAAAUUAACGUAAUUUUUUUUCUAAA